This is a messenger RNA of Chlorella variabilis, 201 nucleotides long. RefSeq lists its product as hypothetical. Lineage: Eukaryota; Viridiplantae; Chlorophyta; Trebouxiophyceae; Chlorellales; Chlorellaceae. The record is from RefSeq and is a predicted model, not a curated record. The annotation marks the transcript as partial. The transcript has a single exon.
GGCGCCCUGGGUGCGGCCGAGGGCAUCUCCUACCUCGUCAUCUUGGGAAUUGUGGCAUGGUCUGCAGCCACCAAGGCCUCGACCGGCAGUGGCCUCCCUGCCGGCCCCGCUGGCCUGCUGGGUGCAGUGGAGGGUUUCUCCUAUCUCUCCCUGCUGGCGGGCAUCGUGGUCUUCGGGCUGAAGAUCGCCACGCAGGGUUGA